GAAACACGCUGGCCAGUGGAAGCUUCGACAACACGGUGAUGAUUUGGGACCUGACCUCUAAGGUCUGCAAAGCUACUCUAGAGGGCCACGCUGCCAGCAUCAAAUCUGUUUGCAGGAUUGACCCUGCCACCCUGGCCAGCGGGGCCCGUAGUGGCUCAAUCAGGAUUUGGGACCUUCCAUCCGGCAAGUGCCGUUCAGAGUUCCGGGCGCAUGAGGGAGACGUGAAUGCCUUGUGCCAGAUGGAUGCUACCACCUUGGCGAGCGGGAGCUCGGACGACUCCAUCAAAGUCUGGAACCUGUCCUCGGAGGGCUGCAUGGCAAGUCUCCUGGGACAUACGAGCUCAGUCUUGGCGCUAUGCAAGCUGGGGGAGAAUACCAUUGCCAGCGGCAGCCUAGAUCAGAGCAUCAAGAUAUGGGACCUCACAUCCAAAAGCUGCACACACACCUUGGUUGGUCACACAAGCGGUGUUUGCGCACUGUGCAGGGUCACCCCAACGCUCUUGGUCAGUGGCAGUGGGGAUAAGACCGUUAAAGUCUGGGAGCUUCCCUCUGGGACAUGCAAGGCCACCUUAGGGGGCCACAGAGGCGACGUCUUGGCAGUGUGCAGAAUCAACUCAUCCACGGUCGCCAGUGCAAGUGGCGACGGGGAUGUAAGGAUUUUUGACCUUACUUUCAACUCACUGAUCGGAACGCUG
This is a messenger RNA of Symbiodinium pilosum, 695 nucleotides long. The record is from the annotation of a GenBank genome assembly. Lineage: Eukaryota; Dinophyceae; Suessiales; Symbiodiniaceae.